Molecule: messenger RNA, 1229 nt
Organism: Rosa rugosa (rugosa rose)
Lineage: Eukaryota; Viridiplantae; Streptophyta; Magnoliopsida; Rosales; Rosaceae
Product: protein VERNALIZATION 3
Exons: 4
Coding region: 130-654 (174 amino acids)
Source: RefSeq, a predicted model, not a curated record
GAAUUAGAUCACCAAAUCACCCAAUAAGUUGUUAGCUACUUAUUCGGCCAGCUAUUCUAAAUAGUUCGAGUGUUUGAUCCAGCUAGUGUAAGUAGUGAGUUAGCUAGCUAGCUAGUUUGAACGAUCAAUAUGCCAAGGGACAGGGACCCCCUUGUUGUGGGAAGAGUCAUAGGGGAUGUUUUGGACCCCUUUACAAGGUCUGUUUCUCUCCGGGUGACUUUCGCUACUAGGGAGGUUAACAAUGGUUGUGAGCUCAAACCUUCCCAAGUUGUCACCCAACCUCGAGUUGAUAUAGGAGGGGAGGAUCUUAGGACCUUCUAUACUCUGGUCAUGGUGGAUCCUGAUGCACCCAGCCCCAGUGACCCCAACCUGAAAGAAUAUUUGCAUUGGUUAGUCACUGAUAUUCCUGCAACAACUGGGGCAAGUUUCGGCCAAGAGAUUGUGUGUUAUGAAAGUCCACGGCCAACAGUGGGGAUUCAUCGCUUUGUUUUUGUGUUGUUCCGGCAAUUGGGAAGGCAAACUGUGUAUGCUCCAGGAUGGCGCCAAAACUUUAACACCAGAGACUUUGCCGAGCUCUACAAUCUUGGAUCACCAGUGGCUGCGGUUUACUUUAACUGCCAAAGGGAAAGUGGCUCCGGCGGAAGGAGAAGAUAAACUCUUGGGAAAAAGACCAAGAAAAAAAAGGGGAAAAAAAAGAGGAACAGAAGAAGAAAAAAGAUGCGGAAAGGGAGAAGGAUUGGAGAAACAACAAAGAAAACAAGAAUGGGUUGCGGGGACUCGAACCUAGGUUGGUGCUUGAUAGAGCAAAAUAACCCAUCACUUUGCCAACUGAACCAAAACCAUCUUCAUGGAAACUUAGCACACUUAUACUAUCUAAAUUAUUCCAAGAAUUUUGGGUUGGGCUAUAGCCCAAUUAAGUAGCCCACUGCUUCAUAUAUAGAGUGCAUGCAUGUCAUAAUUUAAAUUUAAGGUGGUAGUGAGCACAAAAGUAUGAUAUGUAUAUGGUAUGGUUAAUACUAGCUAGCUAGUAACAAUUAGUCAGCUAGCUAGCUACCUUAUCUAGUGAUCGAUCUCAAGAUAUGUGUAAAAUCAGUGGAUAUGUAUGUAUGCAUAAGUAGCUAGUGCAGGAACUAGCUAGCUUGUAACAACUAGUGCGUGCUUGUAAUUAGGCUCGAUCGGAUUCGGUUAGCUAGCCUAUCUAGCAAUGUCACUACUACUCUUAAUGAAGU